AUAAAAUUGUCCAGCUCGGACAUUUCAGCCAGGAGCUGCUUUUCUGUCUUUCUCUGUCAGGGUGAAGACACAACUGAAGAUGAAGCUUGCUGUGUUUGCUUGCCUGUUGCUGAUCGUGCCAUUCCAGGCCGAAGCUAGCUCAUGCUAUGGUAAAACCGUUCAAAUCUGGGUGUCAAAUGGCAGAAACCUACAUGAAGGACUUGGAAGACCAGAUCCCUAUGUUGUGGUGAAAAUCGGCAGUGACUCCAAAAAGACCAAAGUCAUUAAUUCAAGCACCAACCCAAGUUGGAUGGAGAAGAUGGAAUUUCCCGAGGCCACCAGCGACAUGCUUCAAAUGGAGGUCUGGGACAAAGACGAUUUCACUGCUGAUGACAAACUGGGAACCUGCAUGGUGCCAAUGUCCUCAAAUGGUCAUGAUUUCCGCACCAUUGAGUGCAAAAUGGACGACAAUACAGGUGUUGUCAACGCAUUCUACAGGUGUUUCUAAAUGUAACCUGCUCUUGAAAAUGUAAAAGACCGAUUUGAGGUGAAGCAAAGUAUUUGUGGUAGAAAACCAAAACUUCUUACUAAAUACUGAUGAUUCUUUUCCCACAAUAUUGUCCUUUUGUUUAUUUCAAAAUGGAUGUCUGCUGUAAAGAAACUUUAUUUUCAAAGGCCACAGUGUGCAAAAUAUCUUACAUUGUCUACCUGUGACUUUUUGGUCGCUCAGCAGUUGAAAAAUGAAGAAAAUUCAUCACCAUCAUUUGUGAAAUUGAAUCUUGUGUUAAAAAAAGCUGUAUUUUCUUUGUACAGUUGGCUUUUUAGACACUGCAGCAGAUCUUUAUCUUUUCUGAACAACUAUAAUUUCUCACUGAAAGAGGAUUCAGUUUGAAAUGAAAACGGCAAUGAAUAAAACCAAAAGAAGUAAACAA
Epinephelus moara (kelp grouper) is the source of this 911-nucleotide messenger RNA. RefSeq lists its product as uncharacterized. The record is from RefSeq and is a predicted model, not a curated record. Bases 80 to 487 code for a protein of 135 amino acids. The transcript is spliced from 2 exons. Lineage: Eukaryota; Metazoa; Chordata; Actinopteri; Perciformes; Serranidae.